GCCCAAAUAAAUAGGCCCAUCAUUCCAGCCCAUCCUUUUGAAAAACCUAGUACUAUAAUAUUAACCUUCUAAAACCCUAGUCUUUCUUCUCUCUGUGCGAAGCAAAGCAAAUAACAAAUCAUCAGCGCUUCUCGCCGCCGUCGUCGUCAGUUCCAUCAUUAUUAUUGUAGAACAUGGUGAGAGUAAGUGUGUUGAAUGAUGCUCUUAAGAGCAUGUACAAUGCUGAGAAGAGGGGAAAGCGUCAGGUCAUGAUUAGGCCUUCUUCAAAAGUCAUCAUCAAGUUUCUCAUUGUCAUGCAAAAGCAUGGCUAUAUUGGAGAAUUUGAGUAUGUUGACGAUCACAGGUCAGGAAAAAUUGUUGUAGAACUGAAUGGCAGGCUCAACAAAUGUGGUGUCAUUAGUCCUCGCUUUGAUGUUGGAGUUAAGGAGAUUGAAGGAUGGACUGCAAGGUUGUUGCCUUCCAGACAGUUUGGAUACAUUGUACUGACUACCUCUGCGGGUAUUAUGGACCAUGAGGAGGCUAGAAGGAAGAAUGUUGGUGGAAAGGUUCUUGGUUUCUUUUAUUAAGCGACAAGAAUGAACACCCAGCUUUGGUCUACUUCGGCCUUCAUUACAAUUGAAAGUUUGUUCUGAGUUUUGUUUUCCUUCAAUUGUUAGUUCGGAUAUUAUCUGCAUCUGCAUUUCUUGGAAAAGAUUAUUAGUAUUGUUAACUUGCUUCAGGAGAAUAUAUAAGUUGCUGUUUGUCUA
Lycium barbarum (goji berry) is the source of this 746-nucleotide messenger RNA. Its product is annotated as small ribosomal subunit protein uS8z/uS8w. Gene Ontology annotation, biological process: translation. Bases 174 to 566 code for a protein of 130 amino acids. NCBI's taxonomy places the organism in Eukaryota, Viridiplantae, Streptophyta, Magnoliopsida, Solanales, Solanaceae. The record is from RefSeq and is a predicted model, not a curated record. Gene Ontology annotation, cellular component: ribosome; cytosolic small ribosomal subunit. Gene Ontology annotation, molecular function: structural constituent of ribosome. The transcript has 4 exons.